GGAAAUUCUCUAGAGAGAGAAAAUGGUUUCAUAGGAACUACCAAGAAUACUUCACGAAUAAAAGAUAAACAAAUCUAGAGAGAGAAAUAGAUGAGUGUCAGAAUUAGAAAGCGAGAGAGAGGGUCAAUAAAGAAAGGGGGACCUGAAUGUAAACAUUAUCCAGGCAUCCAUUCUCAUAGAAUGGUGCCUGGGUGAGUGCAGCUCUUCAGCCAUGGCGUCACCCCACCAACUUCUCUCUAAACACUUCUGCUCAUUGGGUUUUCCACCCUCUCUCUCUAAAGAUUUUCUUUUCAAUGGGUAUUCAAGAAGCUACAGUGAGGGAGAGAAACACUUCUCCUUAUUGGGUCCUCCACCAUCUCUCUCUCGACAAUUUCCUUUAAAUGGGUCGAGAUGCUCCACUGAGAGAGAGAAACCUUUUUGCUUAUUGGGUUCUCCACGUUCUCUCUCUCUUGUAAAUGGGUUCCAUGGAGCGUCUAGAGAGAGAAAGAGUGACAGAAAGAGUUCAUUUGAGGUUCGUUAUGAGGUGGAGAGUGGAAGCGAAAGCGAAAUGGAAGGUGAUGAGAAGUGGGUUUCAGAUGUGGCAGAGGUGCAAGCUUCAGGGGCCUCUGCUGUACCUGAUAGAUGGGAUGUUUUGGGACUUGGGCAAGCUAUGGUGGAUUUUUCUGGUAUGGUUGAUGAGGAGUUUUUAGAAAGGUUGGGUUUGGAGAAGGGAACAAGGAAAGUCGUUAAUCACGAAGAGAGAGGAAAAGUUUUGAGGGCAAUGGAUGGUUGUAGCUUCAAAGCAGCAGCUGGAGGCUCUCUUUCUAACACCUUGGUGGCUCUGGCGAGGCUCGGUAAUGGAUCCAGUAGAUGUCCUGAUUUGCAUGUGGCCAUGGCUGGUAGCAUUGGGAGUGAUCCACUUGGUGGUUUUUACAGUUCAAAGUUGAGGAGGGCAAAUGUCAAUUUUCUCUCAAGCCCUAUCAAGGAUGGUACAACGGGGACUGUAAUUGUCCUCACCACCCCAGAUGCUCAGCGGACAAUGCUCGCUUAUCAAGGGACAUCUUCAGCUGUGACCUAUGACUCAUGCUUAGCUGGUAUCGUCUCAAAAAUCAACAUUCUUGUUAUAGAGGGAUAUUUAUUUGAAUUUCCUCAGACAACAGAAGCAAUCUUGAAAGCAUGUGAAGCUGCGCAUAAGCAUGGGGCCCUAAUUGCUGUUACUGCUUCGGAUGUAUCAUGCAUUAGAAGAUACCAUAACCAUUUCUGGGAGAUCAUAGAGAGAUAUGCAGAUAUUUUGUUUGCAAACAGUGAUGAGGCAAGGGCCUUCUGCAACUUCACUUUAAAUGAGAACCCAGCAUCAGCCACAAGGUAUCUCAGCCACAUGAUUCCUCUGGUCUCAGUCACUGAUGGCCAACAUGGGUCCUAUAUUGGAGUAAAAGGAGAGGUUGUGUAUAUACCUCCAUAUCCAUGUGUGCCUAUUGAUACGAGUGGGGCGGGGGAUGCGUACGCUUCAGGUAUUUUAUACGGUAUACUCACAGGUGCACCCGAUUGGAAGUGUGUGGGUAGUCUAGCGGCUAGGGUUGCAGCUGUGGUGGUGGGGCAGCAAGGGACCAGGCUUAGGGUUCAUGAUGCUCUUGAAUUGGCCCAGUGGUUUGCUCCAAGAUUGGGUGGUGCUGGUUUAUGGUCUGAUGUUGGUUGUGAAAAUUCAUUGUAGUUGAAAUCCAAGAAAAUGGUCAUUGUAAUGUGUUUUAAGACUUGGGCUUUUUGGUUUCUUUUUAUUCUUUUUCUUUUUAUAGUUUCUAUUCAUUCAUCAGAUGAUUGGAUACAUGAAAUGGGACAUUGUCAUGUGAAUUGGGGGUGUUAUGCAUGGUUCAUUUUGCAA
Amborella trichopoda is the source of this 1858-nucleotide messenger RNA. RefSeq names its product pfkB-like carbohydrate kinase family protein (gene NARA5). Lineage: Eukaryota; Viridiplantae; Streptophyta; Magnoliopsida; Amborellales; Amborellaceae. The record is from RefSeq and is a predicted model, not a curated record. Gene Ontology annotation, molecular function: kinase activity.